AUGAGCAAAAUCCACACCUUUUUCGAUGAGAACGGCUACUACUUGGCAAAGGGCGUUUUCUCAGCAGAUGAGAUCCACUCACUUGAGAACGAGUUUGAUCGAAUGGUGCGACAACUCGAAAAACCCAAUGAAGACGAUCCAAAUCAUAACGGUAUCAUCUCCACACGCAAUGUGCAGCAGUAUUCUAGUCUGUGGCUGACAGCCCUACUUCACAAUGGGUUCCUCGACAUCGCUGAACAAUUCAUCGGCCCUGAUAUCGUUCUCAAUCAUUCGACACUCUUUGAGAAGCGAAAGACGACCGCAGACACACCCUUCAAGAUGCACCAAGACUGGAGUUACCUGCCAACUCAGCAGAACACCAUGAUCGCCGGAAUGAUUCACGUCAGCGAAGCGACGGAAGAAACAGGCUGUCUAAGGGUCUAUCCCGGAUCACACAAACAGGGACGGUUGGAGAGUUCAAAGGCGGUUGACCCUGAGUUUCACGAAAAAUUUCCAUUUGAAGGUGCCACAUCGAUUGAAGCCGAGCCCGGUGAUGUCACCUUCUUCGAUUACUUUAUUGUACACGGUUCAAAGUCCAACCACUCUGAGCAGCCAAGGAAGGUAAUAAUUGCGAGGAUGUUUUCCGGCAAGGAUCGGAAGGAAGACAUUUAUCAGUUUAGUGAGAAUUUGGUGUUGCGCGGCUGGAACUACCAUACAAACGCGGCGACCGCUAGGAAAGCUGUUGUGAAACCCGAAUAG
This is a messenger RNA of Geodia barretti, 738 nucleotides long. NCBI's taxonomy places the organism in Eukaryota, Metazoa, Porifera, Demospongiae, Tetractinellida, Geodiidae. The record is from the annotation of a GenBank genome assembly.